Messenger RNA from Rasamsonia emersonii CBS 393.64, 3399 nucleotides. RefSeq names its product HypA-like protein. The transcript has 9 exons. The record is from RefSeq and is a predicted model, not a curated record. Lineage: Eukaryota; Fungi; Ascomycota; Eurotiomycetes; Eurotiales; Trichocomaceae. Bases 1 to 3399 code for a protein of 1132 amino acids. Gene Ontology annotation, molecular function: oxidoreductase activity.
AUGAAUGGACGGUGUCUGCUGACCGUAUUUACUCACGCCCUGCAGGGUUUCCCCGCCUAUUCGAGUUUGUCCAUCCAGCUCAUGCACAGCUUUCGUCGCACUCUCCGCAUUGUUAAGUCCAGCCAGUCUAGACUCGGUCCCAAGUCAGUUGUUGGCGAGAAUACAGUCGUCCCAGGCUCAAGGAACUCGACAACUCACCUGCAGUGUCGCUCCAUUAUAAAUAGCAAGCAAAUCCCCCCGCAGUUCUUGUUCCGUUCUUUCCGCUCGGCGAACAGCGUGGUCCAGCCUCAAUUACGAGAUUGGAGAGUGAUAAGACCUGCAGUACGAGCACUUCCCGGUGUUGAGAAAUACUACCACGCGCAGGAACUUGAAACAACCAACAUGGCUACGGCCACUACGAUCAAGCUGUCCACCACGGACACAGGUGUUCUCAGUACAGGCGUGAGGGCAGACUCUGCCGAGGUUGCCAGCCAGGUUUUGCAAGAGGAUCUGCAAAAGCAUCAUAUCUACUUCAAUGUAGAAAGAUUCCAUAUACACCAUGUACUGUCCCUCUAUGCCCUUGGAGCGUCACCAGAGGCUAUCAGGACUGCCUACGAGCGUGGCAGCAGUUACCAGAGACCAGUCUUCCCCGUCGACGAGGGUGUUGUCAACACAAUAAUCGAGAAACACCAGUUCCAAGAUUAUCUAGGAAAGGAGGAACACUACCCAAAUUUUCUGGUGUUUUUCCAACGGGAAAUUGAUGAAAAAGGGGUGGAAGCUGUGGUGAAUGAGCAUCUGUUUGCUGGAGACGACCAUGCCGAGGAUAUGCUGGUCAGGCUGUUUGCAGGCUUUCUCCAUCCGCUGAUACACCUCGGAUUUGGCAUCGAGUUCAAUCAGCCGGCGAUUGUGGCGGAGGCUCUUGCCCAGACUGCUACGCACGACCGUUGGAUCGGAGAUUAUCUGCUGCCAGCAGAAAGGUCUUCCGCAGGAAUCGGAUCACGAGGAACGAAGACGCUUGUGCAGCUCCUCGACGAACUCCGCCAGGACAGCACAAUUGCACAAUCUGUGCACUGGUCCGAUGGCAAUAAGAUCAGAGACGGUGUUAUGAAGAGAGCCCCUAAUGAGAUGGUCAAAUAUGCAAGUCAAUACACCGUUUCUGCGGACCAGCUGGAGGAAAAGCUAGCGGAGAUGAUCAAUACUGUUGUUUACUACACCACAACGGCCCAACAUCCCCCCAAAGAAAUCAAGUUUGACUUUUUCCUCAUGCACUGUGUCACUUCCUCAAUUUUCUACUCGGCAUUCUUCUCGCGUCCCUGGAUCAAUUUGCGCACCAAGAUCCGUCUCCUUGAAUGGAAGGGUCGCAUGGAUCUCGCCAUGUACGUCUCCCGCGGCGUACCCAAGCUGCUCCUGGACGAGGUCACGAAUUACCCGAUCACAAGAGAUUGGAAUGAGAUAUUCCAUAGCAGCGUCGUGCAUCCCCAAGAUGACGGACAUGUGGUGAAAAUGGUACGAGCCGUUGCGAACGGAGAAAGGGUCUGCAGGCCGUUCGAGGGCCAAGGGAAGGAGAAGGGAUUCGUGAUCCAAGGAGACAUGUGGCUGAAAAUUGGGAACAUGAUUAUCGACUCAGUAUCCGGCCCUGGUCGAAUGUGGGUUCGCUCGACAGGAUUUGAUGAAGCAUGGACGGAGUUUCAAGAUCGGCCUCAUCUAAUGACACAUUAUUAUGUACUCUAUGGUCUUUCAAGUCGAGAUCAACAAAUUGCGACUUCGUUAUCAGGCAUGCUGCAGGGCUUGCCGAGGGGAUGGCUUGCCGCUGGUUGCCGCCUUCGAGCUUGGAGUCUCGACUUAAGGAGUUCGCCAACCAGCUUCACAUGUCGACUCCAACGACGCUUGGAGACGUCUAAAACGGCGGAUAUUUGUCGUCAUUCAUCGUAUACAGCUUCCACAGCUACGAUGGGGAACUCUUCUGGUGACGACCGUUCCAGCGAGCAGAAAACCGGGGCCAACAGCCCCUCCGCGCGUCCCGAAACGUCGCCGCGGUCAUGGCUUGAUGAGGAGAACCCAUUUAUUGCCUUUCGUCGCUACGCCGACGAGCAGAUCUCAUCUAUGCUUCAGUCAGUGAUGGGUCUGCCUUCUAUCGUGGCUCCGCCUUUUCCGGAUAGAUGGCUGGGCUUUGCCGACGAGCACAACCAUUAUAGACAGAGGAGAAACGGAGAUGACGCCGAUUCGAACGCGAACUCCGAGAGGGACGGUCGAUCAACCGAUUCCAACGGCAACAAUACAGUUUACGACCCAUGGUGGGGUGGACGCAGGUGGUCAGACUGGGAUGACUUUGACCGGUGGCGCUUCUAUACUCGACGACCGUUCGGUUUCUUUGGCUUCGACUCCUUCUUUGACGACCAUUUCCCCUUCGGCUUUGGCCCCUUCCACUCGUUCCAUCCCUUCUUUUCGGACAGCUUCUUCAGCAGAGAGGGCACCCAUGCGUGGCCGAUUCCUUAUAUCUUGUUUAGCCCUUACUCCCCUCUGCACCUUGAGCGCUCGCGCGAGAAGGACCGGCACAGAGGCAUCUUUUCAUCACUCUUCUCUUCUUUAAAGUCUACUGGCGAGACAGAUCGAUCCGAACCCCGGUGGCGGGAUGCUUUUGAGGAUCUCUUGCGAAUUGAGAAUGGCCAGCCCAUGCUGGACCGGAGUCCAGACUCUGACAGCAGAAAGGAGACGGGCAAUGAGUGGUUGCGGGGGCUUAUCCAGAGAGGUAGUCUGGGCAGUGGCUGGAAGUUGAUCGGGGGGCCGGAAGACAGCUCUCUUUCCAGCAUCGUUUUGGAGAGGACUACACGGCGCGACAAUGACAAAUCCUCGACAGCCGAGUCGUCUGCUUCGAAUACCGGCGAUAAGAAACACGCGGAGUCAGAGAAAGCAGACGCGGCGACAGAACUCGAUCUGUACGACCGAUUCCUUCAAGACAUCUUCGAUACGCAUGAACGCGAAUACUCCCGAGCCUUCUCAGACAGUCCUCUCAUGCGAAUGUUGUACGACGAGAGGAAGCGUCACCUCGAAGAAUGGGAGGAGAGGAGACGGCAGUGGGAGAAGCACUUCAGAGAGAGCGAAUCUAGCUGGAACAAGAAUGACACUCGUAACUCUGAGAGUGAUGUUCCGGAUACAAAACCGCAGUCUGGAGACGUCAAGGACUCAGAGCCUUCCAUCAUCUCAACGUUGACAACGAGAGAACGAAGGACAUUGCCUGACGGGUCGGUGCAGACGAAGAUUGUCAAGACCAAGCGCUUCUCCGAUGGCCGUGAGGAAAGCGACGAGUCUGUGGAAGUUGUCAAUCCUCCUGCCAAACAGACGCAACGGGCGUCUGAUAGCAACAAGGCGUCAGACGGCAAUCAAGAUAAAUCUAAUGGAGGCUGGUUCUGGAAAGGUUGA